AAGACCCUGCUCACAGCGGUUGCAAAAGGCUCGCCAAGACUAAGGUAGCAAAGUCCAAGUACGCUCCUACAAGGAAACCUGAUAGGGGAGAAGGAGAUAAGUUCAUCUUGCGGUUGGCCAGAGUGGAGCACUGAAGGCUGUAAGGAACAGCAACGGUGUUAAGCUGAGGAAGCUGGCGAGUUCAGGCACAGUCUCCUGUUAUUAACGACUCCUGCUAUUAAUGCGUAUGGAAGCGACAAAUGUGGGUAUUGUCACUUCCUUGUCGCCACUUUUGAAGCGGGUCUCCGGCGAACUUCUCGGCACCAUUUUGCCGGUGGGGUAAUUUUUUUCAAAUUUUCUUGA
Messenger RNA from Haemonchus placei, 342 nucleotides. Lineage: Eukaryota; Metazoa; Nematoda; Chromadorea; Rhabditida; Trichostrongylidae. The record is from the annotation of a GenBank genome assembly.